AUGAUAAAAUUUUUUCUUAUGGUAAACAAACAAGGUCAAACAAGGCUCUCUAGGUAUUAUGAGCAUGUAGAAAUUAAUAAAAGGACAGUGCUGGAAGCUGAAGUAAUCAAAAACUGUCUCUCCCGUUCAAAGGAUCAGUGCUCCUUCGUUGAGUAUAAGGACUUUAAGCUGGUGUACCGACAGUAUGCAGCCCUUUUCGUAGUGGUUGGAAUCAAUGAGACAGAGAAUGAGAUGGCAGUAUAUGAACUAAUUCAUAAUUUUGUGGAAGUUUUGGACAAAUACUUCAGCAGAGUGAGUGAAUUAGAUAUCAUGUUCAACUUGGAUAGAGUGCACAUCAUUUUGGAUGAAAUGGUGCUAAAUGGCUGCAUCGUGGAAACAAACAGGAACAGAAUUCUUGCCCCUCUGUUUGUGCUUGACAAAGUGGCAGAAAGCUAG
Molecule: messenger RNA, 435 nt
Organism: Antrostomus carolinensis (chuck-will's-widow)
Lineage: Eukaryota; Metazoa; Chordata; Aves; Caprimulgiformes; Caprimulgidae
Gene: AP4S1
Product: adaptor related protein complex 4 subunit sigma 1
Exons: 5
Coding region: 1-435 (144 amino acids)
Biological process (GO): protein transport
Source: RefSeq, a predicted model, not a curated record